CUUUGUGUUUGUGCAUGGAAUAUGAAUAAUCCUCCUGCUAACGUGCGCCAAUCUGACCAACCACCAAACUACCACCCAUUAGUUUUAGGCCCUCCCAAUCCAUCUGACUCACCCCUUUCUGUCAUUAUUCAAGACGACCAAACAACACCCAGUCCUCAAAACCCAUCACCAAAACCACCUCAACCCCCUAAAGCCACCAUUGCUUCGCCGUCCGGAGGAGGCGCUUCGUCCGGCAGACACCCGAAGUAUCACGGAAUCCGGAGCCGGAGCGGCAAAUGGGUGUCGGAGAUCCGGGAGCCGCGUAAAACUACGCGUAUAUGGCUGGGGACGUACCCGACACCCGAAAUGGCGGCUGCCGCUUAUGAUGUGGCGGCGCUGGCACUCAAAGGCCCCGACGCUACCCUCAACUUCCCGGAUUCCGCUCUUUCUUAUCUCGUCCCAGCGUGUUCGUCAGCAAGCGAUAUUCGUGCUGCGGCGGCUGCUGCCGCUGCAGCUAGGCAGCCGAAGCCGCCGGAGACCCCUGUUCCGGAAAAAGAGGACAUGUCGUCGAGUACUGGUAAGGCCGGCAAUGAAUUUAUCGAUGAGGAAACAUUUUUCAAUAUGCCCAAUUUGCUAGUGGACAUGGCGGAAGGAAUGCUGGUGAGCCCGCCAAGGAUGAAGUCUACACCAUCGGAUGACUCUCCGGAAAAUUCAGAUGGAGAAAGUCUUUGGAGCUAUGGUUGAAAAGGGUAAGUCUUCAACCAUGCCUUGAAGAGAAUGAUAUAUAUAUAUAUAUAUAUAUAUAUAUAACAGAAGCAGACUGGUGUGAUAACAUCACUAGAUUUUACCAUAUUUGGAUUGUACUCUUUUUUAUUAUUAUUUUUUUUCAGCUUCGCUGUAUGUAUUUGAAUUUUGAAGCUGAUUGGCUUUGAUUGGAUUCUAGUUAGUGAGUUAUCAAGUCAUUUGAAAGCUUUGAGAUUGUGAACACUAUAUUGGAUUGUGAAGCUACUGCUACAUGCAUAAUUUUUAGUUAAACCUUUGUGUAUUUUGAUUUGAUUAAGUUUAAUGUGUUUAGUCCGCAGAGACCGAGUUUGAUUUAGAACAAA
Molecule: messenger RNA, 1085 nt
Organism: Cornus florida
Lineage: Eukaryota; Viridiplantae; Streptophyta; Magnoliopsida; Cornales; Cornaceae
Product: ethylene-responsive transcription factor ERF027-like
Exons: 1
Coding region: 22-723 (233 amino acids)
Biological process (GO): regulation of DNA-templated transcription
Molecular function (GO): DNA binding; DNA-binding transcription factor activity
Source: RefSeq, a predicted model, not a curated record